CUCCACUGCGAGUUUAUUCAGCAAAGGUCUGACCAGGCUGAACUGCGCCCAUUUGAGGGGUAAAGCCAGGGAUUUUUGAUUACCCGUAGCGAAGACAACCACAAUGGCUCGACGAUACUCUGACGAUUCCGAAGGCGAAUAUGUGUUGAUGCCAGUGAAAAGUCAUGCUGGGAGUGACUACGGCGGCAGAGGACGAAGAAGACCACAUCGAGGAGUGGAAGAAGAUAUCGUGAUCAACAACAACCUGCUUGUUCCGGGAGGAGGUCGGCCCCGUGCUUCGAGCACAGGCGAACGACCCACACAGACCAUCAUCAAUGUCGCAGGCUCGGAACGCGGGCACAGCCGCAGCCGUAGUCGAGGCCGUGGCGGUCACUACGACAGUCGCUCGUCCAGUUCAGAUUACUACACCGGUCGAUCAAGAUCACGGCACCGCCCUCACAGCAAAGUCUACGAGGAUGACUUGUCGUAUAGUCUGCGAAAAGAACUUACCAUUGCACGCGAAGACCAGGCCAAAAAAUCCCGCGAUGACGAGAAACGGCGAUGGCAGUUGGAAGAGGAGGAGAGGCGAAUCAAGAGACAAAAGGAAAGAGAGGCCAUCUUGCUAGAAGGCAAACUCGAGGAAGAGAAAAAGAAGAAGGAACAGAAGGAACUGAGGGAGAGGAUCCUGCGCGAAGAAGAGGAGAGGCUCAAGAAGGAGAAGGAGAAGAAAAAGGCCGAGGAAGAGGAGUUUGAGAGGAAGGUCAAGGAGAAGUUCAUGAAUGCUGGCUACAGUCCAGAAUACGUCGAGGAGAUUCUGCACAAGAAGAAACAAGAGCGCGCAACGCUGGCAAUCGAUCUGCACCGCCCAACCUUUAUCAAGGUGAAUCGCAAAUACUUGCACCCGGAUACAUUGGAUUAUUAUGGUUUGCCUUGGGAAUGGGAUUCGGUGAGUCUGCAAACGCACGAACGUUCCUUCGAACGCGACACAGAGUACAUCAUCAUCAAGAAGUACAUUGACAAUACAUUUCAAGACGAGCUAUUCGAACAUACACGCCGAUUGAAAGAGCGGAAGUUGAUCACCACGGGGCCAUACGUUAAGGAAACGACUAAGAUUACGACACUGGUGCCGAAUGAGUAUGUCAAGAAGGGAGAUAAGAUGUAUGUCGUACGGAGCAAGAGUAAGAGUCCGGGUCGGAGGCGGAGUGGUGGUGGUUGGAUGUUCUCCUGAGUGAUCACACUUCGAGGCGACGACGCAUGGACGAUAUGAAUGCAUGAAUG
Exophiala viscosa is the source of this 1257-nucleotide messenger RNA. RefSeq lists its product as uncharacterized. Lineage: Eukaryota; Fungi; Ascomycota; Eurotiomycetes; Chaetothyriales; Herpotrichiellaceae. The transcript has 3 exons. The record is from RefSeq and is a predicted model, not a curated record. Bases 104 to 1207 code for a protein of 367 amino acids.